This is a messenger RNA of Sphaeramia orbicularis (orbiculate cardinalfish), 524 nucleotides long. Its product is annotated as heat shock 70 kDa protein 12A-like. Bases 269 to 517 code for a protein of 82 amino acids. The transcript has 3 exons. NCBI's taxonomy places the organism in Eukaryota, Metazoa, Chordata, Actinopteri, Kurtiformes, Apogonidae. The record is from RefSeq and is a predicted model, not a curated record.
UCCAACAUCCUCCGUCCUGAUCCUCACUGCCCCCCCCACCGCUCUGAACCGGACCCCGGACCUCCCCCCUUUCCGCUCACAUGGGCUUCGGAACCCUCUGAACACACAGCAGGACUUCAGUUCCAGGUCGGUCCGGUUGGGCUCGGCUGCGCGCGCACGGCUGCAGUAGUUUCCGUGUGUUGGUCCGGUUCCCGGUAAAAGCAGGACCAUUGCGUGGUGCAGCUGCAUCAGAGAGAAGGUUCUGGAGGAGGAGACACGGAAGGACCUGAUGACGGACAAGGACACGGCAGAGCACAGGCUCAUAGCAGAUGCGAUGGCCAAUCCGUCUCCAGCUAAAAGCGUGGGAGACCCUGGAAUCACCCCCCUGUCUCCAUCCCACACCCAGCAGAACGACACAGACCAGGUUCCUUCAGGUCCGUCCUUUAUCGUGGUGGUCGCCAUCGACUUUGGCACCACAUCCAGCGGAUAUGCCUACGCCUUCACCAAGGAGCCCGAAUGUAUUCACACCAUGAGGUAGGCCAGCA